This is a messenger RNA of Lentinula edodes (shiitake mushroom), 648 nucleotides long. Its product is annotated as MSF1-domain-containing protein. Gene Ontology annotation, biological process: phospholipid transport. Bases 1 to 648 code for a protein of 215 amino acids. Lineage: Eukaryota; Fungi; Basidiomycota; Agaricomycetes; Agaricales; Omphalotaceae. The transcript is spliced from 4 exons. The record is from RefSeq and is a predicted model, not a curated record. Gene Ontology annotation, molecular function: phosphatidic acid transfer activity. Gene Ontology annotation, cellular component: mitochondrial intermembrane space.
AUGAAGUAUCAUUCCCAAUCAUUCUUUUACGACGAUCCCUGGUCUAUAGUCUCUUUGGCUUACUUCUUACGCUAUCCAAACCCAUAUGCCUCCCAUAUAAUCUCAUGCGACGUUAUUUCUCGCACCGUAACUCACUCCGGAACUCUGCAGACUACACGUCUCAUUCUGAAGAGGGGCUCCCUGCCAAGAUGGGCACCAAAAGGAAUCAUAUCGAGGGCAGAAUCAUGGGUUUUGGAAGAAAGUGAAGUUGACCCUUUGGGUCAAACACUCCGGUGCACAACCAAGAAUUUGGAAUUUACAAAGGUUAUGAAAAUGGAAGAAUCUGUGUACAUAAGGCAGACGGAGGAUGGGAAAACUGUGCAAACUACCGAAGCUCGAGUCCUGUCUGGAUUCGGCUGGGGGCUCACAAAGCGGAUUGAGAGUCACGGGUUGAAUAGAUUCAAGGCUCAUGUUCAUCGUUCCCGAGAAGGCGUGUCUCUAAUCCUCAAGCUUCUACGUGAAUCGCGUCUUCAACCCAUGACCCUGGGUGGUGAACCUUCACAAGCUAAUCUUCCCGUCAACCCAAUUGAAGAAGACAAAACUAUUCCCAAGCCUCAAAACGGCACUUGGGCUAGGUUGAAAGGCUGGUUUUCUGCACCAAAGGAUUGA